Miscanthus lutarioriparius is the source of this 927-nucleotide messenger RNA. The record is from the annotation of a GenBank genome assembly. NCBI's taxonomy places the organism in Eukaryota, Viridiplantae, Streptophyta, Magnoliopsida, Poales, Poaceae.
AUGGAACCGUCCUCGAGCUUCGACUUCCGGGAGGAGUACACCAGCGCGUUCCGCACCGAGUCCUACAACGAGUUCUGGGCGCGCGUCCUGGACAUCACCCUCGCGCACGGCGCGGGGCUGGUGCCGCACCCGGGCGGUGGCGGCAACGUCACGGCGUCCAAGCGCCUCCCCUCCUACCGCCUGUUCGCCGAGCAACUCCUCGAGCCGGACCAGCGCGCCGUCCGCGCGGCCCUCGCCUCGCCAUGUAAGGGCCAGCUCCACCCCGGCGUGCGCGACCUGCUCGCCACCUACUUCAACGAGACGCCCAGCGCGUCCUUCCUGUGCAGCCACCUCCUCAGGGACAUCGAGCAGAUCCGCCUCCGGUACCGGCCGCUCAAGACCACGCUCCGCAAGCUCGCCCGUGACGGCAAGCUCCGGCAGGUGCAGCUCAGCUCCGCCGACCUGCUCAGGAGCCUCGACGCCAGCAGGAAGAAGGCGCGCCUCCGGAUCAAGAGCCUCGCCCGGCUCAGGCAGCUGCUCUCGGCCUCCUUCAUCACCGUCGUCGCCGCCGUGGCCGUGGUGGGUGCGUUCAUCGGCGUGCACAUCCUGGCCGCGUUCGCUGCGUUUCCGAUGAUGUCGCCGGUCUGGCUGGGUCUCUUCUCUGGGCACCGGGACAUGGACACCAUAAGCCGCCUCGUGGCGCGGCUGCGCGACGAGGGGGAGCACAUGCUCGCGCUGCUGCAGCUGUGCGUGGACCACCGCGCCGCGGCUGGCGAGAAGGGGAGGCUGGUGCAGGAGGUGCUGAAGCAGCUGUGCAAGAACGAGGAGAGCUUUAGGCAGCAGCUGGACGACCUGGAGGAGCACCUCUUCCUGUGCUUCAUGACCAUCAACAAGGCCAGGAGCAUGGUGAUGAACUUCAUAGCUGGCGCAGAGCACAACUCCAGUUGA